Messenger RNA from Auanema sp. JU1783, 285 nucleotides. Lineage: Eukaryota; Metazoa; Nematoda; Chromadorea; Rhabditida; Rhabditidae. The record is from the annotation of a GenBank genome assembly.
AUGAAGCUCCUCUUAGUUUUGUUCUUGGCUAUUGUCGCCCUUAACACCAUCGAGGCUAGACGCAACCGUUUCGACAGAGUCGACCGCAAUCUUCGUGGAGACCCUUGCGAUGUUAUGUGCCCAAGAAGAGACGGAUGGGACAGAUGCGAAAUUGUCAAGGAGCGUGGAGAGACUUCUGUAAGAUGCACUGACAACAGACCAGACCCACCACCAAGCUUCGGGCGUGGACCAGUCAAUCCACCAUACGGAGGAGGACGUUCUCCAUUCGUCCCACCACGCGGUUAA